CAUGGGGGCCGCAACUCAGCCACAAUUCGCUGCGCCUACGGCGUGGCCCAUGGGGGCCGCAGCACCACCGCACCUUUCCGCGUCUUCGGCGUGGCCCGCGGGAGCCGCAAUGCUGCCACCGCCGCAACACGUCGCGUCCGCUGGGUGGCCCGCAGGUGCCGCUUGGCUUCCACACCUCGCGGCGCCGCGCGGCCAAUGGCAGCGCAGGUUACCCGACGUUGCGCCGUUUGUCGCGCAAGGGGGCGACUGGUCGGCCUUCCAGGACCGGUUCGACGCGGCAUACAUGUCGGUCGGCUGGUCCAUGGAGGAGGCCUUGCCGGCGCUUCCGACCUGCUUGGACGAAAGGGCUCUGCAGGCCUUCAAGUCCAUCCAUCCGGCCAAUCGGGCUACACUCCCGGCGGCCUAUAUCCAAAUGGCCAACGUUUUUGAGCCGCCGUCCACCGCGCAGCUAAAGUUUUCAUUGCGGCGGCGGGAGGAGGGGGAACUGCCGCUGGCCUUCCGCUGCUCGCUCCUGGCCCUGGCGCAGGCUGCAUACCCUGACCUGUACGGCAGGGCACUUGAUUCUAUGGCCUUGGGGAAGCUGCUUGACCUGGCAAGGGAGCUAGGAAUUGCUCUGUCGAUCAACAAUGAUCGGCAGAUCACAUCCUUGGCGGUCGCAGAAAACAUUCAGGCGCACCUCUCCCUCCGCCAACGGCCUCAGAUGGCGGCGUGUGCGGGGAUCCUGGCGCCGGACGGGGGGGACACCCUCGCGGCCCUGGCGAUGCCCGAUCGUCGAGGAAGGGGGACGGGUGGUCGCCGUCCGGAGCAGCGGGGGCGGCCGGGACCUUCCCGUCCACAGGAGGCGGACACGGUGGCCUGCUUCCGCUGUGGUCAGCGGGGCCACAUUGAGCGGGGCUGCCGGAAUGCCCCGGGGGCCUUUGGAAAAGGGACUCCACCUUCUCCCAGACCCUCCUUGGCAUCGGGUUCGGGGCCCCAGGCCCCUCCCGAGUGAGGCCGACAGAGACCCCCCAGGCACCGGAGGCCACGGCGGUGGGCCUGUUGCCCGCUGACGGCCCACCUGCACGGGUGGCGGACACCGCACGAGGGAGCGGGCCAGCAGCGC
Molecule: messenger RNA, 1102 nt
Organism: Lethenteron reissneri (Far Eastern brook lamprey)
Lineage: Eukaryota; Metazoa; Chordata; Hyperoartia; Petromyzontiformes; Petromyzontidae
Molecular function (GO): nucleic acid binding; zinc ion binding
Source: RefSeq, a predicted model, not a curated record